UUUCUCUCUCUUGCGUACGCGUGACGUUCAGUAGCUCAGUCGCAACUGAUCGGUGGUCACGUUAAAUUGAUGAUUAUAAAGACGUCUUCAUUUUGUUGAAAGUUCUACAACUGGACAGUACUAGUGCUCAUCUAUAUUCAUUCGAUAUACCUUCCAAAAAAGAAGUACGAUUUAUCGAUAAACAAUAGAUCUUUCCUUUUCAAGUGCCAACAAUUAAUAAUAUCGAAAUUUAAGAUUGUCUUCAAACUCUUGUGACAACAAGGGUACCAAAAUUUCCUCGAGAAUGCCGAUACUUUCCGAUUUCUCUCGACGAUUUCAAUUAUUGACGACCGAUGCGAAACCUGAUCCACCACGAGUCCCGAUUCAGGAUUAUACGAAUAAUUUGCAGCCAAAUAAUGAAGAGGAGAAAAAGAGAAAAUUUUCUUUAAGACAAUUAAUAUCAAAGAAAAAUUGUGAACAAAGUAAUAGUGCAACGUCAUUGCAACGACAAAAGUCUGCACCAAGUGGCGUUACUACACCUUUUGCUGCUGCCGAUUUUCCUCCUAAAAAGCCGACAAAUCUUGAUAAUGAUGAUAACGACAACGACAAUGAUCUUCCUUCGACAAAUGGUUUCAGGGAAUAUAAAAAACCAAACGUCAAAACGAAAACGAAGUCUCGAACAACGAAAUCUUCACAAUCCGCGAAUGUCGUCAAUUACAAUAUCGUUAAUUCGAAUGGAGUAAAAAUUGGAGCGAGGACAAGUUAUAUUUGUAAUAUCAACAAUUUUUCAACAGAUAAGUCUGUCCCGACGGAUACUAAUUGUUCAAAACCUAAAUCAAGAUUAAUGCCGGAAAACGUCGAAUCGUUAACUAGGUGUGAAGAUGAAAUUACUUUCGAUGAUAUGUUCAUAAUAAAAACUCAUAUUGGUCAUGGUUGGAAAGAUGUUGCCAGAAGACUUUCUUAUUCAGAUGGUCAGAUCGAACAGUUCGAAGAGAAUUAUCGACAUAAAGGUGUAGACGAGAUAAUGUAUCAACUGCUUCUAGAUUGGAAACGGGCUAACACAAAAGAUGCACAAAUUGGAAAUUUAAUAGAAGUUUUAUGGUUUUGUCAAGAGUAUGAUUGUGCAGAACGAGUAGCCAAUUCUCGUACAAAAUUAUAAUAACAAAGUGUUAUGUGAUAUUUAUAAAUAUAAAUGCAAAAUCGAAUAAGAUAAAAUUUACUGAUAUAAUAUAUUUUUAUAUUAACUUACAAUUUGUCAGUAAUGGAGGUCUGACCUAAUGGACAAAGUUUCGUCGAAAUAUAUAUGAUAUAUUUGUAAUAUCUAUGUUCAUAUAAUACAUAUUACUGACUAUUUCGUUUCUAAGAUGAAUGAGAUAUUUUUACUAAAAAAUCUCUAUGUCUUAUAAUUUACUGUAAUAGUAAGUUAUUGUAGUUUUACCGAAUCUGUGAUCUAACUAUUUUAUUUUCAUAAUGUUCUAUCAUAAGUCUUAUUAAUAAAGAAUCAGUUUAAACAAU
Molecule: messenger RNA, 1494 nt
Organism: Polistes canadensis
Lineage: Eukaryota; Metazoa; Arthropoda; Insecta; Hymenoptera; Vespidae
Gene: Imd
Exons: 4
Coding region: 284-1138 (284 amino acids)
Biological process (GO): signal transduction
Molecular function (GO): protein binding
Source: RefSeq, a predicted model, not a curated record